AUGGACAAGAUCCUGCAGUCCAUGACGAAUGGCUCGGUUUCCGUCACUAACGACGGCGCAACGAUCCUGAAGAGCGUCUACGUCGACAAUCCGGCCGCCAAAAUCAUGGUGGAUAUCUCUCGGACGCAGGACGACGAGGUCGGAGACGGCACGACCUCGGUUGUGGUGCUCGCUGGCGAGCUGUUGAAGCAGGCGGAGGCUCUCUGCAAUCAGAAGAUCCACCCCAUGACCAUCAUCGGCGGGUUUCGAGAUGCCUGCUCUGUCGGCUUGAAGCACUACACGGACAAGGCCAUGGACAAUGGGCGCGAUGACGCUGCCCUGCGCAAGGACCUCAUCAACAUCGCUCGCACGACGUUGUCGUCGAAGAUUCUAACGCAGGAUAAGGAUCAUUUCGCGGAGCUCGCGGUGGACGCCAUCUGCCGUCUGAAAGGCUCGGGGGACCUCAACAUGAUUCACAUCAUUAAGAAGCCAGGGGGUGGUCUUCGAGACUCUUUUCUUGACGAGGGCUUCAUCAUGGACAAGCACCCUGGGGUGGGCCAGCCGAAGCGGGUACAGGAUGCGCGCAUUCUCGUAGCCAACACGGCGAUGGAUACGGACAAGGUCAAGAUCUAUGGUGCGAAGGUGCGCGUGAGCGACAUGAUGAAGGUGGCCGAAAUCGAGCAGGCAGAGAAGAACAAGAUGAAGGAGAAGUGCGAGCAGAUCCUGGCUUACGGCUGCAACUGCUUCGUCAACCGGCAGCUCAUCUACAACUACCCCGAGCAACUGUUCGCGGACGCUGGAGUUCAGUCCGUGGAGCACGCGGACUUCGACGGCAUCGAGCGCUUGGCCCUGGUGACGGGCGCCGAGGUCGUCUCGACGUUCACCGAACCCGAUCCCGGCGUCCUCGGCAAGUGCGACGUGAUCGAGGAGAUCAUGAUUGGCGAAGACCGCCUCCUCCACUUCAGUGGCGUGCAGAAGGGCGAAGCUUGCACAAUCGUUCUGCGCGGCGCCUCGAUGCAUGUGCUUGAUGAGGCCGAGAGGUCCUUGCAUGACGCACUGUGCGUCUUGCAGCAGACCGUCAAGGAUACGCGGUGCACUCCCGGAGGUGGCUGGCCCGAAAUGCAAAUGGCAAAGGCCAUCGACGAGGCAGCUGCCGUCACCCCCGGAAAGCGCUCGAUGGCUAUGGAGGCGUUUGCACGGGCACUGCGGCAGAUCCCGGCGAUCAUCUGCGACAACGCCGGCAUGGACAGCGCGCAGGUUGUGUCGGAGCUGCGCGCGGCCCAUGCCGCCGAGCUGAACUGCCACGAGGGCGUCGACGUUGUUCGCGGCGAGGUAGGAGACAUGACUCAGCUGGGCGUGUACGAGUCGUUUAGGGUCAAGUCCCAGGUGCUGCUGUCCGCCACCGAGGCCGCGGAGAUGAUUCUACGCGUCGACGACAUCGUGCGCGCCGCGCCGCGGCAGCGCGGCGAGGAGUGA
This is a messenger RNA of Pedinophyceae sp. YPF-701, 1455 nucleotides long. The record is from the annotation of a GenBank genome assembly. Lineage: Eukaryota; Viridiplantae; Chlorophyta; Pedinophyceae.